This is a messenger RNA of Phytophthora sojae, 309 nucleotides long. RefSeq lists its product as hypothetical. The transcript has a single exon. The record is from RefSeq and is a predicted model, not a curated record. Bases 1 to 309 code for a protein of 102 amino acids. Lineage: Eukaryota; Oomycota; Peronosporomycetes; Peronosporales; Peronosporaceae.
AUGGCGCUUAACCCAGCGUCAUCUGAGCCCGCAAGACCGGGCAGUCACCAAUUGCGAGUGGCUCUUUUCCUGAGUCUGGAGCUUUUUACAGGGGUACACCAUGUUAUCCGGGUGCUGAAGGUUCCACUGAAGGGAGACUUGCGCCAACUCGCGCAAAUGAUUGCUCGCAGGUUCCUGGCGGAUCUGAAUGCCCGAGUUCCACCAGAAACCGCAGCGAUGGCCUGGACAAAUGAAGCUUUCCAACGCGAGGAAUCCCUGGAAGAGCUCCACAACCAUCGCUACCCUUUCAGCAUUUCAAGGGGGGCCUGA